Molecule: messenger RNA, 873 nt
Organism: Paecilomyces variotii
Lineage: Eukaryota; Fungi; Ascomycota; Eurotiomycetes; Eurotiales; Thermoascaceae
Exons: 1
Coding region: 134-682 (182 amino acids)
Source: RefSeq, a predicted model, not a curated record
UUGGUAAAUCCGAAUCCAUAUUUUAGGCAGCAUCAGCUUGCAUCAGCUUAUCUACCAAGUUCGGUGCGGUCAUUUAAGUAGUAAGUAAUCAGUCUAGAAGCCACAAAAAUAUACGUUCUACUAUCGUGCCGUUAUGAGAAUGAAGGACAUUGCCGCAGCACCUACGAUGUCCGAGCAAAAAGCUCUCGACCAACAGUCAGGUGCGAUACACUCCGAACCAGCUCAAAUCUAUGGAGAUGAAGGGGUUCCUCACGACUCGGACGACGAGCCCAUGGUCUAUGAGACACCCCAAGACUAUGCCACCUCAGCGCGCCAGGAGCGUGACCGCCUCAUCGCUGAGGGCGCUGAUCCUAAUUCUGUUAUUCUCCAAAGCGAACUACGCAAUCAUAUCUUACGACAAGAAGGCGAAUCCUCUGCCGACUUUGCGAAGCGUUAUGCUGAGACUAUGAAAGACAUGAUUGAUCGCGGUGUUUCUAUUCUAAAUGAUCAGUGUAUUGCUGAUGUGGUGGCAUCCGGAUUUAGAACUGCAGAUGGAAGGUUUUUUGAUCUAGGCCCAGGAUCGGGCGCAACAAAGAGGGAAUUUCGAGAAUUUAGUCAGUGGUUUCCAGAGAUGUCGGAAGAAGGACGGAUUCACGAGGUGCCGGAGAAGUGGUUGAAGUUUGAGAAGCCAGCCAAAGGGUGAUUUGAUUGUAACAGCGGGGACAGGCCGUGAUCAUGAAUUGGUGAUGAUAAGUCUCAGGUCUUCUAAUAAUACCGUGGUCUCCUUGCCGGUACUCACAAGUACUUACCUUUGUUUCAUUGCAAAGACAUCUAUAGAGAACUGUGAGCCUAAUAACUGAACCUUAGUAAGCACCCAGUCCCGUGCUUGGCCCC